Medicago truncatula (barrel medic) is the source of this 3369-nucleotide messenger RNA. RefSeq names its product G-type lectin S-receptor-like serine/threonine-protein kinase LECRK3. NCBI's taxonomy places the organism in Eukaryota, Viridiplantae, Streptophyta, Magnoliopsida, Fabales, Fabaceae. Gene Ontology annotation, molecular function: protein kinase activity; ATP binding. The transcript has 3 exons. The coding region runs from base 101 to 3202 and encodes 1033 amino acids. The record is from RefSeq and is a predicted model, not a curated record. Gene Ontology annotation, biological process: protein phosphorylation.
UGGCACCCUUUUAGACCAUAGAAGAAUAAUUAGAAGAAAAGUUGGAUAACUAUUUUUUCUGCUCCACCUUCUUCUUCUCCAUUUCAAUUUUAGCUUCCAUAUGGUUAAGCCAAUGUCAUUUUUGUUCUUCGUCACAUUUCAUCUAUCAAUAACUUCAGUGGUAUUUGCAGCGGAAUUCACUAUAAUUAACAACUGCAACUAUACGGUUUGGCCAGCUUCAUAUACUACAGGUGGAAAUAGUGAAAAUGCAACAUUACCAACCACAGGAUUCAUGUUAAAACCCGGUGACAAUUUGACAAUCACAACACCUGCCAAAUGGACUGGUCGUUUCUGGGGAAGGACUCUUUGCACAACAGACUCCGUCUCCAAAAACUUCUCAUGUGUCACAGGUGACUGCGGAUCUGGCAAAGUAGCAUGUGAUGGCCGCAGUGGAUCACCGCCUGUAACACUGGCGGAAAUCUCUUUGGACAGUGCUAACAAUCAAGAUUUUUAUGAUGUCAGCUUAGUAGACGGUUAUAAUGUCCCGAUGGAAUUGGUUCCAUUAGGUGGUUCUGGUAAGUGUAACAGCACGGGUUGUCCUACGGAUUUGAAUGCGGUGUGUCCAACAGAGUUGAAAGUAACACAAAAUGGGACGGUUGUGGCGUGUCAGGGUCCUUGUGCUGCUUUUAAUUUGCAGUUUUUCUGUUGUGCUGGGAAUCAUUCAACUCCAAGUACUUGUGAGCCGAGUGUGUAUGCUCAGAUAUUCAAGACGACGUGCCCUCAAGCUUAUAGCUAUACCUAUGAUGAUAAGACCAGCACGUUCACUUGUCCGGCCACCGAUUAUCACGUUGUUUUUUGUCCUGCCUCAAAUAACGCCAGCUUAGAAUCAUUGGAUCAAGGUGUAAUUGUUGGUGAGUCACUUAUUGCUGGCAGUGGCACAACUCGUUGGUUCUCUCCUUCAGGAGAUUUUUCAUUUGGAUUUUACCAACUUCCUAAUGAGCUUUUCUUGCUAGCUAUAUGGUAUGACAAGAUACAAGAUGAUGCCAUCAUUUGGUAUGCAAAUGGAAACAACCCUGCUCCUAAGGGAUCAAGAUUGAUAUUAAAUGAUUCUCAUGGUUUGGUGCUGACCAACCCUCAAGGUUUAGAGUUAUGGAGUUCAGAUUUCACAUCAGGUACUAUCUCUAAUGGUCUAAUGAAUGAUGAUGGAAACUUUCAAUUGCGAGACAAAAAUAAUGUGACAAUAUGGGAUAGUUUCAGUCAUCCUACUGACACAUUAGUGCCGAAUCAAGUAAUGGAGUUGAAUGGAAAUCUUUCUUCAAGACAAGGAUCGUUCAACUUCUCACAAGGAAGGUUUAAACUUCAUCUACAAGAGGAUGGGAAUCUUGUGCUCAACCUUGUAAAUUUGCCAAGCAAUUACAGUUACAAACCUUACUACAGUGCUCGCACCAGUGAUUCUAAGAAUCAAACAAACAUUGGUCAGCGUUUGAUAUUUGACGAAUCAGGUUUAUUAUACAUUGAGAAAAAAGGAGGGGAUAACUUUUCUAUCAGCAAUCCAAAUGGGACAUUCUCAACAGACGACUUCUACUACAAAGCAACAAUUAAUUUUGAUGGAGUUUUCACCAUAGCAUUUUACCCUAAAGAUCCAAAGAGAGGACAAAGUUGGGUCAUUGCAAAGACUAUCCCAGAAAACAUAUGCUUGUACUCUACAUACACAAAUGGUGAAGGUGUAUGUGGCUUUAAUAGCAUUUGCACUCUUACAAAUGACCAAAGGCCUAAUUGUACCUGCCCAGUUGGAUAUUCUCCGAUUGAUUCAAAUAACAUGUAUCUUGGUUGCAUACCGAAUUUCCAAGUUAUUUGUCAAGCAGGUGGAAAUUGGGAUUCACAAAAAGAUCUAUAUACAAUGAAGGAAUUGCCAAAUACUGAUUGGCCAGAAUCUGAUUAUGAAAUAAUAAGCCCAUCUAGUCUACAAGAAUGUAAGGAAUCAUGUUUGCGAGAUUGCUUAUGUGUUUUGGUUUCUUUCAACCAAAGUUCCUGCUGGAAGAAGAAGCUCCCACUCUCGUAUGGGAGAAAUGAUCAGGGAGUUAAAGGAAUUUCAAUCAUGAAAUUGAUGAACAAUGAUCCUUUGUCAUCUUUAUCCGCAUUGUCAAAUGGGAAGAAAGACCAUGAUACUUUGAUCAUUGUGAUUUCGGUUCUUUUGGGAAGCUCGGUGUUUGUCAUUUUAACAUUGCUUGGUGCAAUAUUUUUUGGGUUCCCCUACAACCUCAAGAAGAUCAAAAGUAGUAGAACCAACAAAAGUGUUGUUGACAAUAACUUGCGCAGUUUUAGCUUUAAGGAAAUUGUGGACGCAACACAUAACUUUAGAGAAGAAUUGGGAAGAGGAUCUUGUAGCAUUGUCUACAAAGGAACAAUAGAGAUGAUGAUCAAUGUGGCAGUUAAGAAACUAGAUAAGUUGAUCCAAGAUAGUGAUAAGGAAUUUAAGACUGAAAUGAGUGUGAUAGGCCAAACUCAUCAUAGGAAUCUUGUUCGUCUUCUUGGAUAUUGCAACGAAGGACAGCAUCGCAUUUUGGCAUAUGAGUUAAUGAGUAAUGGCACUUUAGCUAGCUUUCUUUUCACCCCAUUAAAACCAGAUUGGAACCAACGAGUCCACAUUAUCCUGGGGAUUGCAAGAGGUCUUGUUUACUUGCACGAGGGGUGUUGCACCCAAAUCAUCCAUUGCGAUAUAAAGCCACAAAAUAUACUUCUAGAUGAUCAAUACAAUGCAAGAAUUUCAGAUUUUGGAUUAGCAAAGUUAUUGUUGAUUAAUCAAAGCCAUACCGAAACUGGAAUAAGAGGAACUAAGGGAUAUGUUGCACCAGAUUGGUUUAGGAGUGCACCAAUCACUGCAAAGGUUGAUACUUAUAGUUUUGGUGUAUUAUUGUUAGAGAUAAUAUGUUGUAGGAAAAACGUAGAGAAAGAAUUUUUUACCGAAGAAAAAGGGAUUUUAACUGAUUGGGCUUAUGAUUGCUACAAGACUAAAAGACUUGACAUUCUUCUCGAAAAAGAUAAUGAGGCUAGCAAUGACAUGAUGUGCUUGGAAAAGUUUGUGAUGAUUGCUAUUUGGUGCAUUCAAGAAGAUCCUUCUCUUAGGCCAACAAUGAAGAAGGUUUUACUGAUGUUAGAAGGAAUUGUUGAAGUUGCAGCUCCCCCAAGUCCCUAUCUAUAUGGUUCUGUAAGUUCUAAUUAAAAUCUGUUUCUUUUGAAGGGAUUUUAGCAUUGUUUUCUGUUUUUAUUUUGCUAGUGCAAUUGAACAGUAAGCUUGUAUAUAUAUUGAUGCUUCAUAUUACUUAAAAAUUAAAUUGUUUAUAUUUCACGAAUAGCGAAUAAUCAAUAAGAUAUUUUGACAGAGUCAUA